CCAACCACACACGUUCCUUUGUUUCUUCUUCUUUAAAAUUCGGCUCGGCGCGACAAGAACCCGCUUUACGUGAUCGCGGAGUGCUUUAGGAACCCCCGUCGACUAUAAUUAGGAUGCUCGAUGGAUUAGAACUGAGCUAGAGACCUGAAAAGCUUUAUCCUGCAUCACUAGUGAAGAUUUAGUUGAGUUAAAUGGGAUAAGGGAGCAAUAUGAACAAGAUACACUCCAGUAUCCUCGCCGUGGUUCUUAGUAUUUUCCUGAUACACGCCGCGGAUCCACCGUUCGAGUCAACCAGCACGCUACUUCAGUUUUUUCCAUUAAAAAACUCGACUCCCGCUCAAAAUAAGACUGUUUCCAACCAGGAUCAAGUCAAAAACUUAUUCAUCACUCUCCAGAACAUCCAGAAGGAACACGAAACAUCUAACGAAACCAAUAGAAGAGUUUAUAAUACCGUCCAAGACUUUUUAACUCAGUCUGAUAAAAACAUCCACGAAAUAACGUUAGAAAAUGAUUUCGUCAGGCCAUUAUUGACUCAGUAUCAGAGAGAAAUCCAUGAGGAACCUAGCUACGAGGCUGUUCAGAAUUCUGGAAGGAUUUCCAAAGAGGAUUACGUGGAUUCGUUCAAAAUUCUUUCCAAAGAGGAGAUAGACGCUUUGAUUCAUGGAUAUGAUAAGUACCAGAACAAUCACGCUCAGUUUGUGGAUCAAACAGGGAAUGGAGUGGUUAAUGGAGAAUACGGUGAUGCAAACGUGGAUUUAACAUCACCCAAUCAUCAGGAGUCUGUUGCGUAUAGUAAUGGAAAUAAUGCAGAAAGCCCACAAAAAGAAAAUAAUAAACCAGUUGGUGAUUUGCAUCCACCACCAAGCAACGGACAAGGGUAUAGUUCUUUGAGUCUAGAUUCUACACAGGGUGAUAAUAAUGCUUAUAGUAAUGAUAAUUAUCAGCAAGAAGGUGGAAGUUUGCGUCCACCACCCAUAAAUGGCAAGGAAUAUGUAUCUUUGAACAAGAAUUCUGAUGUGAACGAUCAAAAAAGGUACAAUGGUAUUGAGCAAGUUGGUGGGAUUGAUGGAUUACCGUUAGAGGGUGAUGUAAAACGGAGUGAUAAAUCAACUGAAAAUAUCAAAGAAAUUAGUGUGGAAAAUACAAUUAAAGACACUGCCAUAAGGAGGGAUGAUUCUUCUGGUGAAAGUAACGAAAACGAGCAUAUAGGAGAGAUUUUGCCGCCUGAUUUCAAAAUUAAAACGUCCAAAAAUGACGAAUAUAAACCCUCAUCUAUUAGAAGGAGUCUUUAUCCUCUUUUUCAACAUCAAACCAGGAAAUCUUACAACUACGAUGAAGGUUUUCAACCAAGAAACCCUGUAGCAUUUCCUCUGGACAAAUACCGAUCAGAAUACGACCCUACAACAGCCAUAUCAGCUGAAGGAUUCGACCCAAGCACUUUUCCUGUUCAGACUGUAUUUCCUGGUCAAGACCAAGCCUACCAAAGGGCAAGGUUCAACGAGAUCUCGCCCUACAGGUACCCAAGACGAUUGAGACCCUUCGAAACGACACCAAGUGGGUUUCAGCCUGUUAGGAGCGAAGUUCCUCGGAGGGAACCGUACUUCGACCCUUCGGCAAGGUACCAGACUUGGUCAGGGUCCUCUAGGCGGCCGAGGGUGAUAUUUCCCAGUGAUUUAGUUCAGUUUAGGGAGCCGGUGAAUCAGGGGGUGUCCGAGGAGACUCCCGAGUGGUUGCUGGGGGAUGGAAACCUGCAGGAUUUGGAGGGAGGCGAAGACAGAGAUAGGGGUGACAGCGGCAAGUGCGCCAGGGGCGCCACCUGCGAGUUCUUCCUCUCCUGCUGGAUCUCCGGCGGUCUGGUGGACACGCCCUGCGGCGGCCUCCUCAGAGGCUGUUGCUUCAGGGGCGUGUCGAAGGCGGGGCUGCUUGCCCUCGGCCAAUCGGUGGGCACGAUCGAGGCCCCGCCCGACGGACCGCGCAGCCGCGAGGUGGCACUAUUCGACGACUUUCGUUGUGGUAUACCGGCCAAACAGCAAGCCCAAAGAAGGAUUGUCGGAGGAGACGAAGCUGGCUUUGGAACGUUUCCAUGGCAAGCCUAUAUUCGAAUAGGUUCUUCCAGGUGUGGUGGUUCCUUAAUCAGCAGAAGGCAUGUAGUUACGGCUGGUCACUGCGUCGCCAGAGCCACACCAAGGCAAGUCCACGUCACAUUGGGCGAUUACGUUAUCAAUUCGGCAGUAGAGCCCCUACCGGCUUACACUUUUGGUGUUUCAAGUAUACAGGUCCACCCCUUCUUCAAAUUCACCCCACAAGCUGACCGGUUCGACGUAGCCGUCCUGCGCCUGGACAGAGCCGCUCUGAACUUACCCCACGUCACCCCCAUAUGUCUCCCCGCCAAGGGGGAGAGCUUCCUGGGCGACGUGGGACACGCAGCUGGAUGGGGGGCUCUCAGUCCCGGGUCCAGACUGCGCCCCCAGACGCUGCAAACAGUGAGGGUGCCAGUGAUAGAGAACAGGCAGUGUGAGAGGUGGCAUAGGUCCAAGGGGAUACAAGUGACCAUAUACGAUGAAAUGUUGUGUGCCGGUUACAAGAAUGGAGGAAAGGACAGCUGCCAGGGAGAUUCAGGGGGACCAUUGAUGAUGCAGAGGGGAGCUAGAUGGUACUUGAUUGGUAUUGUGUCAGCUGGGUAUUCUUGCGCUCAACCGGGACAACCAGGAAUAUACCAUAGGGUUGCCCACACUGUCGACUGGAUCAACAGAGCCGUAGCUGCCUAAAAAACA
This is a messenger RNA of Sitophilus oryzae (rice weevil), 2774 nucleotides long. RefSeq lists its product as uncharacterized. The record is from RefSeq and is a predicted model, not a curated record. The transcript is spliced from 7 exons. Gene Ontology annotation, biological process: proteolysis. Gene Ontology annotation, molecular function: serine-type endopeptidase activity. The coding region runs from base 210 to 2768 and encodes 852 amino acids. NCBI's taxonomy places the organism in Eukaryota, Metazoa, Arthropoda, Insecta, Coleoptera, Curculionidae.